UACAUAACUAAAGAACCAUACAAAGGAUUAGUGCUUGAAUUAUUACAACCAAAAGAAGAACCUAAAUAUACUAAAGAAGUAAACCAAGAAGUCAAAGAACCAAAAGUUAGAAUACCAAAGGAUUAUCCAGUAAAGAAAUUCUUAUUAGAAACCUGGAAAAAACAACUUAAAACAAAUAUAAUCCAAACAGAAAACCUUAUCAAGCUACAGAACCAAACAUAUUAUUCAACCUUCCUAGCAUAUUAUUAUAAAUACGAAUCAAAAGAAUUAUCUUCUCUAGAAAAAGAAGAACUUAAGAAAGCAAAAGAAAAACUAUUAACUAAACUACAAGAAGUAGGACAAGAAGUUACAGAGAUAAUCGAAGAAGAAAAAUUAACAAGAGUAUCUAUAACAAUAGCACCAGAUACUACUCCAGCACCAUAUACAAUAAAAGUAAAAGUGCCAAGAAGACAUAGAUUCAUAAGAACAAUAUCUGAAGAAGAAUUAUCUUGUCUAAUAAUUUAUAGUCACGAACUACAAGAUUACUCAACAUAUAAUCUAGCAAAUACAAGAUUAUCUGAGAAACGCCAAGAUAAUAAAACUACAAAUAUAUUAAAAAUGGCACAACCAGAAAGAAAUGAAUUAGAAAUAAAAUUUACUGAAAUGGGCAUGGAUAAUACACUAACCAUAUUUGGAAAAUUUAGUGGAAACCCAGACUUAGGAUAUACCAUGCAGCAACCUGAUUAUGAUUCAGGAGCAGACUUGCCAAAAGCAUACUGGAACAUGAAAUUCUUUAAAAGAAUAAAAUCAGUAAUAUAUACAAAAUUACAUGGAACAGCUAGAAGACUAUUAACAACAAACCCAAAUGUGAAUUGUUACUUCAGAGUAAUAGCAAAUCAAAAUGAGUUAAACAAUCUGAAAGAUUCAACCAAUUACCCAAUAACAGC
This is a messenger RNA of Cetraspora pellucida, 926 nucleotides long. Lineage: Eukaryota; Fungi; Glomeromycota; Glomeromycetes; Diversisporales; Gigasporaceae. The record is from the annotation of a GenBank genome assembly.